This is a messenger RNA of Toxotes jaculatrix (banded archerfish), 2559 nucleotides long. RefSeq names its product DC-STAMP domain containing 2 (gene dcst2). The transcript has 16 exons. Gene Ontology annotation, cellular component: membrane. NCBI's taxonomy places the organism in Eukaryota, Metazoa, Chordata, Actinopteri, Toxotidae. Bases 1 to 2532 code for a protein of 843 amino acids. The record is from RefSeq and is a predicted model, not a curated record.
AUGAAGACCGGAGAGAGGAAAAGACACCUGAUGAAAGGUGACAUCACGGUCCAGGUGGGAGGAGGCGGAGUCAUACACACUGUCAGAGGAGUCCUGAACAGGUCGGCUGGACGUUCUCGCCUCAGCAGCUGGAGGAAGGUUAAAGGUCACCUGCUGGGGGGUGCAUGGAGCCUCCUGGCUUUCUUCUCGGGCCUGUUGCUGGCUUCUCUGUAUGGACUCACAGCUCUGUUCAUACAGAAACAGCCUCUGUGGUUCUGUGCUUACACCACGCUGGCCAUGGCCUCUCUGGCAGCGUUCGGUAUGGGACUGUCAGCCGGAGUCCGGGCUGACGUCACGGUGAUGCUGCCCUCACUGUGCUCAGCUUAUGGCCGGAACUUCCUCCUCUUCCUGUUCGUCUCUGGGCUGCUGUCCGGCCCGCUCACCAACACCUUAGAAAACACGGAGCGAGCUGCUGCCAGUCUGCUGUGUGGAGCCGAGCUGGCAGCCAAUCAGACACAAGACCUGAUGCAGAGAGCAGCCACGCCCCUCUUCUCUGUGUUGGACAGAAUCAGAGACAUCAGCAGUAAUGCUUAUGCUGUCUCAGGACGAGUCCGUAACUUCAUCCUCGCUCUGACUGACAGCGUCCGACAUGUUGCUCGUACUCUGAGAAACGUCCUCCACUUCCUGGUGGACAUCGGGGACAUCUGUAAUGCCAAACUGGGCUCACCGUACAGGAAGUGCCGGGCAGUGUUCUCUGAGGCUCGGGCCGACUGCUCCAACCUUCUGGGAGACUUCAGCUUCCUGUGUGACAUCGUGGACCGUUUCCUGCCGCUCUGCAACCUGGCCCGCGCUGGCGAGCUCUUCUGCGUCAUCCCCUCCUACAUCGCCAACCAUCUGAAAAAGCGCCUGGCGGCUCCCACCAUCGCAGCGUUUGAGCAAAUGAAGCGCGAGUUUGAAUUCAACAUCUCGGCCUCUGUGACCUUUGACCUGGACGCCAACAGCAGCCGCUCUUUGCAGCAGGUGUCUCAGGACAUCAUGGAGGAGAUUUCAUCAGACCUGCAGGUGUUUCAGAAACUCAGUGGACCGUUAAAGUACGGCGGCUUCGUCCUGCUCGCCUGCUCCUUCCUGAGCGCGGUGCGGUACAGACGACGGUAUCUCCGUGAGCUCGACUUUGACAACGUCUACAUCAGCUCCCAGUUUGAAGAGCUCGAUCAGCAGGUGACAUCAGCGGGCGGAGCCUCAGUCUUGCCAAUCACACGCAGAGAAGCCAAGACCUACAUCACACCACUAUCAUUGUACCUGUCGAGCAGAGAGCAGCGAGCGGUGUUGCGGGGUGUGGUCUCAGUCCUCAGACACCUGAUGAUGGGGAGCCUGCUGGUGGCACUGGACUUCCUGGUGUUCUGGAUGCUGGAUCAGGUGCACCACCAGGUGACGGGGGACGUGGUGGCACGAGCUCCAGUCACCGUGGCCGUGCAGGUGGACGGAUCAGGCUUCGCCUCAGACAUCUUCAGAGACCUGGUGGCUUCGUUUAACGUCCUGCAGGGAGGAAACAUCACAGUGAUCAGCAGGAAGUGUCUGCUGGAGCCGUCACAGCCAAACUACAACACUUGUUUCAUGCUAGGGUUCCUGUUGGGUCUGGCUCUGCUGGUGUCUCUGACUGGAGGAUUCGUCCAACGCUGCAGACGACUCGUCUGCGCUUCAUAUCAUCCAGAGAGAGAGCUGGAGAGGAUCCAGUUCCUCCGUCAGCAGAUCCUGGAUCAGAGGAGGAUGGAGGGUGAAGCCCUGAAAAGGUCUGCAGCCAGGAGGCAAGCUGACGGAGGAGGAGGAGGAGGAGGAGGGAGUCGCCUUCAGAGACUCCUGCUGCGGUUACCUGGAGGAGCUCACCUGUCUCACCUGCUGAGUCUGUCAUCAGCAGUCACCUGUCUGGCCUGUGGAGAGGUGGUGAGGUCAGAGGAGGACAACGUGGUCUUCUGUGACGUCCCUGAGUGUACAGGCCUGUACUGUCGGCCAUGUUUCCACACUUUGGGAAACGCGUGUGUCGUCUGUAUGCGACCUCUGACCUUCCAGGAAGACAGCGAGGAGGAGCUAGACUCCAGCGAUGACGAGCAGCUGAGUUUGUGGUCUGCAGCUCUGAACUCGACUCACAUCGCCGACCUGCGAGCCAGGACGCUGAUGAAGAGGAGGAUCUCCGCAGUAACACGCCGAAGGCUGACAAAGCGCUCAGAGAGUGGAGUCAGAGCAAUGGACGGAGACACUGGAGGACAGGACGUUAACUCAGACUCUGAGCUCAGUGAAGCAGACAUGAUGUACCAGGACCAGCCAGGGUCAGAUGGGUCUGACAGCGAUGCCUCCAUCCACUCCACCUCCUCGCCAAAAACCAGCGGACGCCAGGACGAGGCCCUCGUCACAGUCCUCGUACAGAGACCAGGCAGUGCCCAGACCCUCCAGGACCCGAAUCCCAGGAUCCUGAAGCGGAGCUGUCUGUCCCGGAUCCUGAAGCGGAGCUGUCUGUCCCAGGAUCCUGAAGCGGAGCUGUCUGUCCCAGGAUCCUGAAGCAGAGCUGUCUGCUGGUUUUGUUUC